AUGGACUAUAAUACGAGGAGCAUCGGAUUUGGCAGCAGCGGCAGCAGUAGCGCCAUGGGUGACAGGGACGGGAGCGACAGUAGCAGGGACAAAGAUACGGCAUUAGGGUUCACUGGCACAGGGAGUCAGCCGGUAUCGACUCGACCCUUCGAGAAUCGAAGUAAGCAGUACCAAGACGAUCCUGCCAGUCAGCAAUCUUCCCCCCUCGCUUCUCCCGCGGCCUCGAGCGUUACUUCGUCCGCCCCUUCCCCGUUCGCCUCCCCCUCGGGCGCGGAAGCAGAGGGCGCGGAGCGGAAGGUUCUAGAGCGCGCAGUGGUGGAGAUGGCGUUGCUGCAGGAGGUGUCGCGCGGGGGGAUCGAGGGCUCGACUCUGGAGGAAGAGUGGGGGGAGCUGCGCCAGGCAGUCAGCCAGAACCCGCAGCUCUCGCGACUCUAUAACGAGUACGCGCGCGACGCGCUUCUGGCGCGGGAAGAGCAGCGGCGGCAGGAGGCGGGCGGGGGAAGGUGGAAGGUGGACGCGCGGGGGAGGAGGAUCAGGAAGCGGAGACGGGGGCGGAAGGCGGAGGCGGAAGGGGAGGAGGGGAUGAGCAGCAAGGCGCGGACGGAGGAGAGGCUGCGGCGGUGGAGGGCGGGGGUGGUGGCGGCGGCGACUCAGAGCACAGUGGUGGAGGUGGCGACGAUGGUGGUGCUGACGGUGCUGCCCAUUGCGGCAGGCGCGUUUGUGUAUGUGAACGUGCAGGAGUGGCUCAAGGCCGUGGCGCCCCAGCCUGCCGUUGUGGAGAAGGAACCCUGGUGGAUGCUGUUUGGCCCAGCAGCCAGUGCAGCGGGCACGGUGUUUGGAAUGGCAGGGCUGGGCUUCGCAGCCAAGACAGCCGCAGCGGCGCCAGUGGCCGUGGCAGUGGUGCCGCAGAUGGACGCCCUCUGGCGCUCCUUUGGAGGCGCUAGCCUGGUGGCGCUGUACUGGCGCACGCUGGUGUUUGGCAAGACGUUUCGCAGCAUAGAGUGGGACCUGGAGGCAUACGAUGCGCCCAACGGCAACAUGAAGUCCAUCACCAUCCGUGUGCCCUCCCUCAAUGCAGUGCGCACCAAGAUAGCGCUGGCGAAUGGCCUUGCGGGCGCCAGUGAGGUGGAGCAGCUGGCGCUGUGGAUCCCCAACUCUGGGGACUUUGUGGAGCCCCUGCGCCUGGCCAAGGACCUGGCGCUGAUCCCGGACUUUGGCUUUGUCAUCUGGUCGCGCACUCCUGCCUCCCUGCACUGCCUGCCCUCCCGCGCUGCCAAGACCAUGCCCUCACCCACUGCUGCAGCAGGGUCAGCUGGCGCUUCUGGGGGUGGAAGUAGCAAGGCCACAGCGGCUGGUGCUGCCGUUGGAGGGAAGGCUGGUGUGUGGGGUGAGCGUAACGGUGGCAGCAGUGGCUGGGCACAGCAGAGUGAGGCGGCAGCAGUGCCAGCAGCAGGAAAUGGAGGCAUGCAGGCUUCAGCGCAGCAAAUGGUGCAAGGCCAAGUGGCAGCCAAUGGUGCUGUGGCUGCUGCAGGAGUGGCACGCCCAGGAAUGAUGGAGGACGAGGGGGAGAAGGGAUGGAGCUGGGAGAAACGAGGCAGGGAGGAACUGGAGAGGAAGUGA
This is a messenger RNA of Closterium sp. Naga37s-1, 1620 nucleotides long. NCBI's taxonomy places the organism in Eukaryota, Viridiplantae, Streptophyta, Zygnematophyceae, Desmidiales, Closteriaceae. The record is from the annotation of a GenBank genome assembly.